Molecule: messenger RNA, 1665 nt
Organism: Linum trigynum
Lineage: Eukaryota; Viridiplantae; Streptophyta; Magnoliopsida; Malpighiales; Linaceae
Source: the annotation of a GenBank genome assembly
GGCAAGGAAAGAAAAGUCUGCAAACCACUCCAAGACAAGACGAGGAAUGAAGUCACCUAAGCAAGCAACCCUCCAAAAUCCCCUUCUCAAACCCUCAGAAAAGCAAUUGAAAAAGAGUAGAUCACAAGAUUCUAAUACUGAAAUCCAAUCCCACACAUCUACCAAACCUUUCCCCAAUAAUCAAUUCUCAAAAAAAAUGUGAACCCUUUUGCUGAUCAUCAUCAUCAAACCAUCUUCAAACAUCUCCCUGCUAGCUUUGCCACCCAUGGCAGCUACGGAGGACUGCAACCAAAUGGCUGCAGACUGUGUAGUGGUAUCCUGCUGCUGCCAAUGCUUGUUCCUGCAGUUCCUCAUCUACGUGUUCCUCAAGCUACCAAGGAGGCUGCUCGAGCGAACAAGGGACUACGCGAGAAAGAAGCUGAUGAAGAUGAGGAGCAGGAAGAAAAUAGAGACAGAGCUAGUGGGGAGAAGAACUGCCAAGUUCGGAGAAAUCUCUGCUGAUGUAUACAACACCGAAGAAUCCAUGUGCAUUGACAUAGGCCUGUUAGAGGAGUUCAAGAAAUCCAAUGCCGAUAAUAAGAACAUCAUUGAACAUGUGCAGAUGGGUGAAGAUCGUCAUCAAUGCAUUGAGGAAAUAGAGAGGGUGUUGGAUGAGUACCACGCUAGAGGUGAGUUUGGGUUUGGGAGCUUUUGGAGGAAGGAAGUGUGCAAAAUGGGCUCACCAUCUUCCUCGUCGUCAUCAUUCUCAUCAUCGUCGCCAAUGUCUUGGGGAAGAUCAACAAUGGCUUCUCCACGUCCAUCACAUAAUUCGACUUCAUCAUCGACGGGAAGGAGUAGUGGUGGAGGUAAAAAGCAGAAGAAGAGGAAGGAGUCGGGGGGUUUGAGAGUUGUGCAGUUUGAAUUGAUUGAAAUUGUUCAUUCUUUAUCACGUUCAUCAUAUGGAUCGUUUCAGAAGAUUGAAAAGUUGCUAGAUUAUGAGAAAUCACCUUCAGGGAUUUGGAGAAACAUCAAUACAUCAUGAGCUUAGUUUGCUUGUGAGUUUGUUUCAUAUUUAGCAUUUUUAUGUUCUUCUCUCUGCAAUCAGGAUAAUGGGCAACCAAAAUCUGGUCAUUAUGAAGGGACUAUCUUGAUUGCAAUUUAUGUUGGUUGUCCCUGCAUUCCUUAUAUUAGUUGGGAAUUUUCUACACAAGUAUAUGAAUAAUUUGUUAAGCUUUAAUCGAACUCUAUUGUGUAAAGCACCACAUUUAGGUCUCCGACUAAUCGUAUGGCGUGUGAUGCAAGGAAAUGAAACCAACGAGUUUAUUGGAGAAGUUGAGUUACUUCCUCCUGCAAGCUCUUACUGCAGAAGAUAUCAUGACGACGACCAAUGGCUGAGCUAAGUUCAUAUUCUCCCUUAGCUAGACGAAUUUGACCGACGACCAGCAUAAUCACUUGUGUUCUUGGCAAUAUGGCAGGAGAGCAAUAGUAAUCUCAUGAUGGUUAGAGAUUUAAAAUCCCAGAAAAACUCAUUGUUCAUCUUCUUCCCCAAAAAAAAGCAAUGAGAGACACCAUUAUCAACCUCAAAGUUGACGAUAGUCACGAGAUUCGACGAUUCUUUUCUUGAUGUUGGAUUUUUUUUUUUUUUUUUUUUUUGCCAUAGAUCGGGAAUGAAAUAGAUAUUACAGG